GGGGGCCAAAUUCGAAACAUCAGAAAGACAUUCGUUCUUCACCGAUAAGAAGAUAACACUAAAACUGCUCUCUUAUCUCUCUUCUCUGAACUGAAUCAUUCGCAAUGGCUUCUUCUACAGCUUUGUCCCUUUCAUGGAGCUCCUCUCUUUCUUCGCCGCACAGUUUCAAUGGCGCCGCUAAUGAAACCCUAAAAGUAUCUCAGCGAAGGUCCACUUUGGAGGUUGUUGCUCAGAAGAAAACGAAGAAACUCCGAAAGGUAAUCUUGAAAGAGGAUGUGUCCAACUUGGGUAAGCAAGGGCAAUUACUGGACGUGAAAGCCGGUUUUUUCAGAAACUUCCUGUUGCCUACGGGAAAGGCUCAGCUCAUGACUCCGAUUCUGCUCAAGGAAAUGAAGAUGGAAGAUGAACGGAUAGAGGCAGAAAAGCAAAGGGUGAAAGAAGAGGCGCAACAACUGGCGAUGAUAUUUGAAACCGUUGGGGCUUUCAAGGUUAAACGCAAGGGUGGUAAAGGCAAACAAAUAUUUGGAUCUGUCACAGCACAAGACCUCGUCGACAUCAUCAAGGCGCAGCUCCAAAGGGACAUAGACAAACGCCUUGUCUCUCUCCCGGAAAUCCGUGAAACCGGAGAAUACAUAGCCGAGCUCAAACUUCACCCUGAUGUCAUUGCUCGAGUUAAGCUCAACGUUUUCGCCAACUAACCCUUCAGAUAGUCAAGAAUCAAGAUUACUACUACAUCCCAAGGAAACAUAGAGAAAGGGAAAAGAGAGUGGCUGAGAAUUAAAGUUUGUGAAUUUUUUUUCUUGUAGAUCUUUGAUGCAUUUGUAUUUUUGCUAUUUUUUUGAAAGUUAUCUUGGAACCUGGAAAUACUAAAAGAAUGUAAUAUUUUCCUCAAAGUUAUUAUAUUUCUAUUGAAGUGGAAAGAGACGCUUAAA
Messenger RNA from Eutrema salsugineum, 932 nucleotides. Its product is annotated as 50S ribosomal protein L9, chloroplastic. The record is from RefSeq and is a predicted model, not a curated record. Gene Ontology annotation, cellular component: mitochondrion; ribosome. Gene Ontology annotation, biological process: translation. Lineage: Eukaryota; Viridiplantae; Streptophyta; Magnoliopsida; Brassicales; Brassicaceae. The transcript is spliced from 7 exons. Gene Ontology annotation, molecular function: structural constituent of ribosome. The coding region runs from base 105 to 698 and encodes 197 amino acids.